GAUUCGGACAAGCAGGUCGGGACGGAACACAUCGAACAGAACAUGCUGUGUUUCGCGGGCGGCGUCGACGAGAUAUACGCGUACUCGUUCGGGAGUGUUGGUUUCGUGCGCGUCGACACCGCCAAGCACAUGUACGAGUAUCCCCAGAACGCGAACGGCAAACCGAAACGCACCUUCCAGGUCUUUGUGGGUUUUUGCCAGCAGGAGCUGUGCGGACAG
Molecule: messenger RNA, 219 nt
Organism: Prorocentrum cordatum
Lineage: Eukaryota; Dinophyceae; Prorocentrales; Prorocentraceae
Source: the annotation of a GenBank genome assembly